Messenger RNA from Phaedon cochleariae (mustard beetle), 916 nucleotides. NCBI's taxonomy places the organism in Eukaryota, Metazoa, Arthropoda, Insecta, Coleoptera, Chrysomelidae. The record is from the annotation of a GenBank genome assembly.
GUCCACUGUCGGCGCUCGGGUGAAUUCGCCUCCUCAGAAGGCGCUGGCCCUAGACUCUAGUCUAUAAUACUGUGGUCGUGGUAGUGGCACCACCACCAGACCAGCCAGGACAGGACACCAUCACACCAUCAGUACGCUCUCCACCGUGCACUAGGAGGCCACGCAUCGCGCACCUCACACCUGUCCGUCUCCGCGACCGUUACGCGAUGUCCAACUAGCGCUCUCGCUCCCGCUCAUCGCAUAGCAGUCGGUGCAACGUUCGGUCGCGAUGUCCGGCGAGAAGACGCCCGUGACGCGGCUGUGCCACAUCCAGAAGUGGGCGCACUUCGACGGGUACGGCUUCAAUUUGCACGCGGAAAAAGGCAAGCCCGGCCAGUACAUCGGGAAGGUGGACGGCGGGUCGCCGGCGGAGGCGGCCGGCCUGAGACAGGGCGAUCGGAUCUUGGAGGUGAACGGCGAGAGUAUCGCCGGCAAGACGCACAAGCAGUGCGUGGAGCUGAUCAAGUCCCACGCGGGCGAGACCAAGCUCCUGGUGGCCGAGCCCGACGAAGACGACCCCCAGGGGGGCAUCAUCUCCACCGAGGCGUCCCAGAACGGCUCCGAGAAGAGCCCCGAAAAACACGCCGAGGCGCCAAAGAACGGCUCCGACAAGAGCCCCGAAAAACACGUCGAGGCGCCCCAGAACGGCUCCGACAAGAGCCCCGAAAAACACACGGAGACUCCCCAGAACGGCUCCGACAAGAACUCCGAAAAACACGCGGAGGCGCUCAAAGGAAAGGAGCAGGAGAACGGUCAGCUGAAUCUGAGCAUGACCGCCGCGGAGCUACGGGCUAAGUUGGCGUCCAGGAAGAAGUUCGAUCCCAAAAAGGAGGCGAUGGAUUUCAAGAAGAAGUUCGAUAUCGUGCAGAAACUUUGA